GUGGGGGCCAAGCUAGGAAUGCUGGCACCAACUCUGAUCCAGAUGGAGCAAGAAAUUGAUGCUGAAUUGGCUGGGGAAGAACCAAAACCUCACGUUCAGAUCAUCACCUGUGACAUGAGAUCUCUAGAUGAGAGAGUACGAGAUUUGAUUGGUCGAUGCACUUGCCCAGUUCAGUUUCCCAUGAUCAAAGUUGGCGAAGGUAAAUACAAGAUUGGGGAUUCCCGCAGCCUCAUCUUUGUGAGGAUUCUUCGCAGUCACGUGAUGGUGAGAGUUGGAGGUGGCUGGGACACUUUAGAAAAUUACCUCAACAAACAUGACCCAUGCCAGUGUAACUAUCGAG
Messenger RNA from Candidula unifasciata, 340 nucleotides. NCBI's taxonomy places the organism in Eukaryota, Metazoa, Mollusca, Gastropoda, Stylommatophora, Geomitridae. The record is from the annotation of a GenBank genome assembly.